This is a messenger RNA of Drosophila novamexicana, 1541 nucleotides long. RefSeq names its product solute carrier family 52, riboflavin transporter, member 3-A. Gene Ontology annotation, biological process: riboflavin transport. The record is from RefSeq and is a predicted model, not a curated record. Gene Ontology annotation, molecular function: riboflavin transmembrane transporter activity. NCBI's taxonomy places the organism in Eukaryota, Metazoa, Arthropoda, Insecta, Diptera, Drosophilidae. Bases 240 to 1523 code for a protein of 427 amino acids. Gene Ontology annotation, cellular component: plasma membrane. The transcript is spliced from 3 exons.
ACUUUUAGAGAAUUUCUCAAAAUUAACAAUUAAGACAAUUAAUAUCGACCCUGACAUAUUUGACUGAUCCGUUAAUACACUUUCCAUCCAAUGCAUUGUGUAACCCCACAAGUACAAAUUCAUGAGCGACCUGCCGGCCUCAUUUACGGUGUUAAAAGGCAUUUAGUGAAACUAGAUGCGCCACAGACGAGCCAAGCGAGCUAAGUGCAUUCUUCAACUGGCGAUCCAUUAGCAAGAAGAUGGAGCAUAAAACCGGCGGCGUCUUCAAGAAUCGCAACCUGAUCGUCGAUCUGCUGGCCAUAUGCUUUGGUAUAGGCACGUGGCUGGGCGUGAAUGGCACCUUUAUACAGCUGCCGCUGCUGGUUAAUGAGGCGCCCGAGGGCUGGAGUCUGCCAUCCUAUCUGAGCGUGAUGGUGCAAAUAGGAAAUUUGGGACCACUGCUCUACACUGUCUAUCAAAAGUACUCACCCUGGAAGCUCAACGAUGGCUUCACCAUACAUGCAGUUCUGGCAAUCGGCACAAUGUCCUGUCUGUUAACCGCGUUUUUCUACAACCGGACGGCAUCGCUGGCGGGCAACGAGCACAGCGUAGCGCUUUUCAUACUCACCAUCUUCACCGCGCUCAAUGCUUGCACAAGCUCAGUGCUCUUUAUGCCCUACAUGGGACGCUUCAAGGAACAAUACAUAGUCACCUAUUUCAUCGGCGAGGGUCUCAGCGGCCUGCUACCUAGCGUCACGGCCUUGGUGCAGGGCAUUGGUGACUCCGGUCGCUGUGUGUUUGUGAAUGAGACCGAGUCGGGCGAGGCGAUCUACCAGAAAAUAACAGAACCACCUUUGUUUGACACAAGGGUAUUCUUUUUGAUAUUAUUUGGCCUGAUGGUACUCAGCUACAUUGGCUACACGCUGCUCAAUCAUCUGUCACUGGCGAAGAGCGAAUAUGCCCAGGUUACUGUUAGCAAGGGCAACAAGUAUGAGUAUGGCCAGGAUGAUAAUCAACCGCAGCUGCAACAGCUCACGCGUGGCCAGUAUAUUGGCUUGCUGCUGCUUAUAGGCACCAUCUCUCUCUUUAGCAACGGCAUGUUUCCCAGCAUACAAUCAUAUUCGAGUGCGCCGUAUGGAACGCGCGCCUAUCACCUGUCGGCAACGCUGAGUGUUAUUGCCAAUCCAGUGGCCUGUUUCAUGGCCAUGUUCCUAUAUUUUACAUCGCUGCGCAUCAUAUAUGUGCUCUCGACUCUGGCAGCGCUGCUCACCAGCUAUGUAUUUAUCACCGCUAUCCUAAGUCCAUAUCCACCGCUCUACGAUAAUACAGCUGGCGCCGUGCUAGUGGUAGCUGCGUGGACUUUGCUUGUCGGAAUCGUCAGCUACACCAAGCUGGGAAUUACGACUGUGAUGCGUGCCCAGGGCGGCCAGUCGUUGGUGUGGGUGGGCGCCAUUACCCAACUGGGCUCGGCAAUUGGUGCUAUCUCCAUAUUCUUUGCCAUUAACUAUACGCGUUUCUUUCAGUCCGCCGAGUCGGAAUGCUGAGCAGCCCGAUUUAAUAUC